Messenger RNA from Cyprinus carpio (common carp), 1349 nucleotides. Its product is annotated as epithelial cell adhesion molecule-like. Gene Ontology annotation, cellular component: membrane. NCBI's taxonomy places the organism in Eukaryota, Metazoa, Chordata, Actinopteri, Cypriniformes, Cyprinidae. The record is from RefSeq and is a predicted model, not a curated record.
CAAACAGGUAUAGAUAAUUUGACACCUGUUGCGCGUUUAGAUCAGUCGUUUGGCGAGGGAGAGAGGAUAUCUGCGGUAUCUAUUCAUUGUUAAGCUCGAGAGUCCAUAAAAAGCGGAAUAACUCUUUCUGGUUGGAUUUCUAGUUUUUCUUAAAGCUUCGUUCUUAUCCACGAUGAAGGUUUUGAUCGCCUUGUUUGUUGUGGUGUUUGUGGAUGUGGUCGCCUCACAAUGUACUUGUAACAAUAUGAAAUGGGCCAAAUGUGAUGGAGACCCAUGCCAGUGUUCUCUUACGUUUACCCCGGCAAUCAAGCAAGUGCUUGAUUGUACAAAAUUGAUUCCCAAGUGCUACCUCAUGAAAGCAGAGAUGUAUCGUGCCAGGAACAAUCUGACCACAAGAUCCAUUGGUGGGAAACCUGUAGAAACUGCCUUUGUGGACAAUGAUGGAAUCUAUGACCCAGAAUGUGAGAAUGAUGGAAGGUUCAAGGCAAUCCAGUGUAACGGCACUGACGUGUGCUGGUGUGUCAACAGUGCUGGUGUGCGCAGAAGUGACAAGGGAGACAAGAACAUCAAGUGUGAGCCUGUGGAGACCUAUUGGGUUCGCUUGGAACUGAAGCAUAAAGAUGUGGCUGUUCCUCUUGAUGCUGCCAAACUGAAGACUGGGAUUGAGAAUGCUUUACUGGAACGUUACAAGUUGGAUAAGAAAUUUGUGACUGAGGUUCAGUAUGACAAAGAUGGUCGUGUCAUUGUUGUGGAUGUCCAAAAGGAUAAGAAAGAACGUGUUACAGACCUGUCCCUCAUGACUUACUACAUGGAGAAGGAUAUCAAAGUGAAGCCCCUCUUUCAAGACGAAAAACCAUUUGAAGUCAGUGUUGAGGGAUCAAAGGUGUCCAUGGAGAACAUCCUGGUGUACUAUGUAGAUGACGUGCCGCCCACCUUCACCAUGCAGAGGCUGACUGGUGGUAUCAUUGCUGUCAUUGUGGUGGUCAGCUUGAUUGUGAUUGCAGGACUUCUGGUUGUGUUCUUCCUCGCACGGCGACAGAGGGCCCAGUACAGUAAAGCGCAGCCCAGAGAAAUGGAGACCAUGUCUUAAAGCUAUUAAUAACUAGUCUCAUGUACCCGAGUCUGAGACUGGGAUGUGCCCCAUGCUGAAGCUUAGACCAGCUGUACUUUUUUUGCUUGUCACAUUUUCAUGUUAGAGAAACUAAGUGUCUGUUACGUGGAGUACAGUUUUUGUUUUUAAAUGCUACAUUUUUGCUAUUUAAUGAGGGCUCAUUUUCAAUUGGAUCAACAUUUUAACACUGUACAGUUUGACUUCUGAGUUUUUAAUAAAAUUUGUUUUAAUGUUUAAA